AUAAGCGAGUUCAUUCAUAAAUUCUACAUACAAAACAGAAAUACGAGAUACGAGAGAAUGUAGCGCAAAAAAAGCAUCAACGAAGCGAAAGGAAACUGAACGUCAAGUAGGAGAUUUUCGCUGUCACACUAACACAUCAUGCAGAGAUUCAAAAGACAUCAGCACGCAAAAAAUUUCAUCUCAUGAAAAGUUGGAAAAUUUGGAUGUUUAGCUAAUUUGCUGGCGAGGGAAAAACAUGUGAAUCCGUGAGUUCAAGUGAUAGUUUAUACAGUGCAUGCGAAAUGUGAAUGUAAAAUGUAAUAUCUUAUGUGUAAUUUGGCACGAAAUUCCUCGAACAAAACCAGCCAAAUUGAUAUUAGUCACCAUCAGUAAGAGGAGCUACUGCUGCUGUUGCUUCACGGAUGAGUGAACGGAGGAAUUUCUCGAUGCUUAUAGUCACCGAAUAAAUGGCGAUAAUCGAAUCCACAGAAAAUAACUUAGUCAGCAAAAGCAGAAAAACGUAGUGGAAGGCAAAAGGAGUGCUGUUUUUUUUGUACCCGUUAUUGGAUUGUAGUUUGAUAGUCGGUAAAAAAUGGCCUAUAUCAAUGUUGCGGAAUGGAGCAGUGAUCAGGUCACGGAUUGGUUGAAAGGCUUGGACAAUUCAAUGUACCACUAUGUACAAUCCUUUACCAACAAUGAGGUCGGAGGAAAACAAUUGCUCAAUAUUCGACCAUAUGAGCUGGAACAGCUUGGGAUGCUUUCCAUUGGACACCAGGAAAUAGUGCUGGAAGCAGUUGAAUAUCUAAAAAACUUUAACUACAAUCUGGACAAAGAAAACCUGCAAUUUCUGGCACUGCAUGUGGCUUCAACUGCACGGUCUCUCUGCAAACAAUUGGAAUACUCAGAUCAAACCAAACUCGAAACGCAAAUACUGAAAGAUAUUACGCGCACUGUCGCGGCUUUGAAACCCUUAAUUGAAUGGUUAGAUCGGGCACCCUUCAGAGGUCAGUUGCGCUUCGACGAGCUGCGGAAACAAAUCAUGAAACUGGGUCUAGAAAUGGCCACAAUGGCAAUGAGGGAUAGAUUUUCUGUUAAACCCGUUGAAAUGAUUCACAAUGUCGCCGAUAAGCUUGCCAAAAUAGCUGAUUAUAUAAUUCAAGAUAUUUCUGAUCCGAUGGUGCUGCAACCGGCUUCACUAGAUUUGGUCACAUUGAAGAAGCGCGAAUCCGAUUUAGGUUUCCUAAUUAUGCCUAGCUUGAACGGUAUUCAUAGAAUUGCCGAGAUCAAAUUCAACUCACCAGCGCACAACUCGGGUAAAGUGGAGGAAGGUGAUGAAAUAGUGCAAAUCAACUACCAAACUGUUGUCGGGUGGGAAUACAAAAAAGUGCUCGUUCAAUUACAGGAGUCACCGCCCGAUGUACUACUUACACUUAAAAAACGGCCGAAGCACACAAAAAUCUACGGCCAGAUCUAUAUCAAACCCUACCGAUUGCCCAGCAAGAAACGGUCGCUGCCAUACCGCUGGGGCGAAAAUUUGCCUAGCCCUCGAGCAGAACUUUUUGCUCUGCAAGAUUUCAGUUUGCCAUUGGCGCGUGUUCCAGAGAAACACGUGUCCUCAGACUCUGAAUCAGAGAACAGUGAUAUUCUAACACCAACGGAUGUGAAAAAAUCCGAGAAAGAUAUUCGUUUAUACAUGCCCAAACCAAGAGCUGUCCUGCAAAGACGACACACGCUAUCUAGUUUCAAAGAUCUGAUUAGUGUUUCUUUCUGGCACGAGCGGCAAACCAAGUUACAAUCAAAUGAUCCGCAAAGUUUGAGAGAUAAGUCCGUCUCGUUUGGGUUCGGAUUAGAAAUGGCUCCAAGGCCGACAACCUGCUUGGGUAUGGUGAAUGCCACAGCAAGUGGUGUAGCCGGAAACGGUCAGAGUAAGUUUAAUGGUUUCGGUGGACUGAAAGGAUCAUUGCCGGACAUUAUCCCACCAGAGAAGUGUGACUCUCCUAACGAUCUUUCGAAAAAAUGCACCACAUUUGAAGGGAACGCAUAUAAACCAGGAGUUUCCAAAGUUGUUCGGUUCGAAUCCAACAUGAAAUUCGAGGAGUGUCAUGUCGAUACUAAGUACACUUGCAACGUGGAUAAUACGGUUUUGGAAACGUUCGAGCCAAUACCGUACGUGGACGAGGAAGUACCGACACAGUCGGUUAACGAACGAGUAAAGCGGUUCGAAUCAAUUGCCAACAAAAAUAGUGCCAACGCUCCUGGGAAUUUGAAUGCUAAUAGUAAUGCUGAAACCAGCAAGUCAGCGAAUUUACAAAAUGUUAAGGAAAACAGCUGUAAUGAUACUGAAAACGCAACUGAUACCAAUUCAGCAAACUCCACCACUAUUAACGCCACUUCUCAUCCAGUAGCCAAACCCAUUCCAAUGCAACGACAGAUUUCACGAGAACCGAAUAUUGCUGAAGCAAUCAACACCGUGCUAAUUAAUCGGGACAUGGUCAAGCGAGGACGACUGGACAAGAGUCACAGUACUCCUGCUUAUGAUGACGACAUUCCGCCGGCCAUCGAACCGCGUAAGGAACAUCUCUCAAAAGCGCCACCAGUUCCUCCGCCACGUCCAAGGAAAACAUUAGAGCCCAACAUAAAUCUUGUACCUGAAAAACCUCCACCACCAUCCCCUGCGAUUGCUACGUCGUCUGCUACGUCGCCUCUCACCACAGUAACGGAUCUAGGGUUCGUCAGUCCCCAGCAAGCAUCCCUAGCUAACUCGGAGCACGGCGAAGAAAAUAACAAGUCAAAACUUGCAAACUUGGUAGAUCUGAAAAAUCGUGAACCUUCCGCAGUAGCUGGAGAGCAAAGCAUGCUAAUUUUGGCACCUCCACCGAAACCAGCCGAAAGGAUAAUGUCACCACCAAGACGAAUACCCAUGACUAAGCAUUUUUUGGAAGGACCCAUUGAAACUCCUUCAGAGCUUUUCACACCUAAUAAAACGAAGAGUUUGACAUUAAAGAAAAAGAACUCUCUGCUAUCGAAGCGAAGAAAUGUUUCUUUAAAAACUCUUUGCAUUAGUGACAUUCAAGGUCACUUGUACCGUCGUACCAAGGACCGCAGCGGUCUGGCGUAUUGGGCCAAGUAUUAUUUUGUGCUAAUCGAAACUACUUUGUAUGGAUUUAAGUCGAAAGAUUCACAAAAAGCAAACAGCAUGAUAUUUCUGUCAGGAUUUACUAUAUCACUUGCAAAAGAGGUACACUCGAAGCCGUUUGCCUUUAAAGUGUACCAUCCGAAUAAAACAUUCUAUUUUGCGGCGGAAACACAGGAAGCUCUUGCACAAUGGAUGGAAUAUAUUAAGCAGGCUACGUUGAAAGGAAAUAGCAAAACUCCAGGCAGUGGAUCAGCACACCACAGCGUAAAGGAGUUGUUUUCCGAAACCGACAGCUCAGAAGAUGAAUUCAGCUUGAUGGAUAGUCAAACUAAGCUGAAUUUACUGUGCACUCCCUCACCGCAAUUGUCCUCUUCUGUUGGAAGAAAUGUUGAACACUAUACAGGACAUUCCGAGGGCGGUACACCGACGUCUUCCAAACAUGACAAAUACCACCUAAAUUUUGGGUCUUUGAAAAAGUUCACCAAAAGUAACCCCUUCAGCUCAGAUGGAAGCAAUACAAAUGGAGCAAACAGCCAUGAAAGUAAGUUUUUCGGAUUUUUCAGUACGCACAAAAACGUGGAGAAGUCAAACUCGGAUGAAAUACCGGUUCCAACGCCUCAAUUUCGGAGCUACAGAAAGGUACCCGGGAAUAGCGGCAUGCAAAUCGGCAACAAUUCGGUUUCAACUGAAGUGAUUCCCCACGCAACCACUCCAACAGUCGCAACUGCACCGAACGAAAGCAUGACUGCUAGCAACUUGUCCUUAGCCUCUAAUUCUACGCAACAACAUCCAGCAUCCAUUGUCAGUUUACAGACCACGUCUACAGAGCUCGAAGGAAUUCCGCAACCCGUAAUUGUGGAACCAGAUUCAGAGCCAUUAUCUCCAACUCCCAAUGAAUCUGGUGAUAUGCAACGCAACAGAAAAACCAAACGGAUAUCACCACAUAAUUUUAUUCAUGCAUCCAAUCCCAAUCUGGUUGAAUUCGAUUUUCAAACUUCUAAAGCAUUACUUCAUACAUCAUCGAAUUGGGACAGUAAUCCCUCCCACGGCAAUCUGCACUCUAUGAUCACUCUGAAAGAUCUGAUGCUUCAGAAACAAGCCGAGGAAGCUCAGGAUAUGUACAACAAGCGUGUCUGUCUGGGAGUGGAAAAAUUCGAUGACAGAAGUUUGAAGAAAAAUCUGUCUAAAACAAGUGACACCCGGAUGGAGAACAAUGCUAUCAACGUUCCGGAGUCUGUGAACAAAAUUCAAAAACGACGUCUUCCUAUUACCCCGGAUUAUGCACAAAGCUUCAAAUUGGAUGAUGAAGACAUAUUGUACACUCGUAGCAAGGAGGGCCAAAAAUUAAGAGAUUUUGGGUACGAGCUUAUAUCCGGAGACGACACUUUCAAUUUGAGAAACUCUUCUUUGUCAUCUGUAUUGGCUAGUGGCAGUGGAUCCAGCUGCAGUUAUGAUGUCAAACGACAGGAAGGUGGUGGGUCGAUUAAGAAAAAAACUCGAAACUGGAUUAGCUCAGAAAAAAGAAACGAGGAAUCUUCCUCGUCGGACCGAUCGCUGCGAGACAGUUUCAAAAAGUCGAAAAAUAAGGCGGUCAUUGCCAAACUGGAUAACAUAAAAGCGAGCAGUGAGAAGCUUUUCCAGUUCAAGCACAGCAGCAACAACGAUAAGGAAUCGUUGAAAACAAAACAAUUGGAUAAAACUACGCCGGCUUUGAGUGUAAGCUUGAAACAACCCACAGGACCGUUCGUUAAUUUGGGAAAAAGCAAUCCGAGUACACCCCUACUGGACCAGGCUACGAUUUUUACCACUACCACCACCACAACCAAUAAUUUCGCACCUGGUCAAACGUACGCUGCCAGCGUGCCCAACUCGUCUAGUUUCAUUUCGAGUGGAGUAAAAAAAUCUAACACCUGUAACAAUUCAUCUGAUUUCAAAGAGAAUGCUUCAAAAACUAACAAUGUAAGAAAAAAUUCUGCCCCCGAACGGAGUGCAUCGUAUUUCACCAAACUAUCCUUCAGCGGCUCGUCCGGUAAAACGGCCAAGGAGAAAAAAUUGCUCGGAUCUCCUGGACUACAUCGGGCCAUUUUCGGCAAAAAUCAGCAGCAUCAGGAUUUCCAACCAACUGUUAUAGAUCAUGAGGUGUUUUCGCCGAUCAGCUAUUCAAAGAACGCUUUCCCAUCGGACGCCAGCCUGCAAUCUAACUCGACCCUAACAAGCACCAUUACCAUUGACAAUCUUCAGGCGACAACCACAACAACGUCGGUGCUCACCAGUAACCUGUGCAAUCGAAACUCACCGGACUAUCCCAAUAUGGAGUAUCCGCCGGUAUUCGAGCCGGAGACCUAUUCGUUAAGUGAUCCUAGUAUGACGCUUCUCAAGCGUCGCCAAAAUCAUCACCAGAAAUGACGAACCACCGAUCGCCACUCCAAGCGGAAGCGGUUGGCUACCGUACGCGAGCAUGAAUGUGGGUAAGCUGUCUUUCUGAUAUAUUGGUAGAUCGUUUCUUAACCUAGCCGAGCAAACUGAUUCAAAAUGUUCAAUAAUCAAUAGCAACAAUAUGGAAAGAUAUUAUCGUCGUAGUUUCUAUUCCUAUAUAACGUGUUAUACCGUUCUGAUCAAACAAAAGGUGCUGCGAAGAAUUAUUUUUAAACCUGUUUAUUUAGGGGAAAACUAACGAGUGGGAUUUUUUUAUUUAUUACCCCUGAUGCGCGUGCAGCCAUUUUUGCAUAAAUCAAAUAUUCCGGUUGUUUGGCUGUUUUGCGCGAACAUAUUUUGUGAUCCUAGUAGUUAAGACGAUAUUUUUAAUUGUAAUGUAUCAAAUUCAUAUACGGGCGAAUCGGGGAAGGCGGUCGCCAAAUUCUGAAGCAUUUAAUCUACUACUUAUCGAUAGGAGAGGAAGGAACAAAUAAGCAGUUUGAUUUUUAGUAUCCUCCCGCUUAAGAGAAACAUUCCUUGUAAAGGCUUACUUUUAGAAGAUAUCUGCUUAGAAUUGAUUUUUUUGCAACAUUAUUCUAAAUAUGUGCUAUGUGCCGACAAUUCUUAUGGAAGAGUAGAGUCUCUUAAGACGAAUAGUGCCUUAUUAGUGAUUGAGUUACAUGAAUAUAUAUGAGUUAAAUGUUAAAAUUU
Molecule: messenger RNA, 6241 nt
Organism: Wyeomyia smithii (pitcher-plant mosquito)
Lineage: Eukaryota; Metazoa; Arthropoda; Insecta; Diptera; Culicidae
Gene: cnk
Exons: 10
Coding region: 572-5521 (1649 amino acids)
Molecular function (GO): protein binding
Source: RefSeq, a predicted model, not a curated record